GCCUCGCAAUCAUGCCUGAAGCUGUGAGCUGGAGCACACAAAUGGAGAUAGAGCUAUUUCAUGCCAUACUGACCCACAAACCAGUUGGUGUUGAUCGGCAUUUCCAGAUGAUUUACAUCAAGUCACUGUUGAACUCACGACCCUGCACAAAUAAGCUGACCACUUCUCAGCUGUGGGAGAAACUGGAUUCGUUGUAUAAUAUGGAUGAGUUGCAUGAGUCCGAAGUAAAUCCAUUUCAAUUCAAGAUAAAGGAGUUCUGCUUGCCUGAGGAAUUUACCGAACUCAGAUCAAAACCUUUCCCUCGUGCUGAUUCUGAUCCAGCAAGUUUAAAGACCAAAUCCCUAGCGGAAUCAGGGAAUUAUAACGGUGUUCGUUCUUCGGGGCAGAAACGUACCAGAAAAUGGUUACGAUCCAGCGAUCCUGCAUUCUCCACCCCACCCGGGACACCGAACCCCUCGUCUGAGAAAUCAGAAACACCCGGUAGCGCAGGCGAGUCCCAACCGCGGAAAAAGCGACGGCAAAUUUAGUGCUCCUUUCAUAUUCUCAUACUUUUUUCUGUGUAAAUACUGUAUCCAAAUACACGCGUGCAUCUUUC
Molecule: messenger RNA, 595 nt
Organism: Dicrocoelium dendriticum
Lineage: Eukaryota; Metazoa; Platyhelminthes; Trematoda; Plagiorchiida; Dicrocoeliidae
Source: the annotation of a GenBank genome assembly